Closterium sp. NIES-65 is the source of this 1650-nucleotide messenger RNA. NCBI's taxonomy places the organism in Eukaryota, Viridiplantae, Streptophyta, Zygnematophyceae, Desmidiales, Closteriaceae. The record is from the annotation of a GenBank genome assembly.
CGCCUUCCCAUGCAGAAGCGCCUUCCCAUGCAGCUGCAGCUGCAGGAGCAAGUCCUGAUCCACUCCUUGUGUGCUUACUUGCUCUCUCUCCCUCCCUCCCUCCGCGCUUGCAGCAUUCGCAACAUCCCGAUCACAGAGGCUCUCAGGAUGCAGAUGGAGGUGCAGAGGCGGUUGCACGAGCAGCUGGAGGUGCAGCGGCAGCUGCAGCUGAGGAUUGAGGCGCAGGGUAAAUACCUCCAGAAAAUCAUAGAGGAGCAGGUAAAGGCGAGUGGCAUGGUUGUUGCCAGUAGGUCGUCCACUGCCGGUGGGGCAGUCACGUCUGCUGACCCCGCUGGGGCUCUCAACGCGGGAGCGGGGGGAGGAGCGGGGCAAGGAGGGGAGGGUGGGGAAGGAAUGGUGACAGGCCGGGAAACUGACGCUGGUCCAUCUGCCGAUGCUGCUGCUGCUGCUAGUGCUGCUGGUGGUGCUGCUGUCGGUGCUGCUGCUGCUGCUGCCGCUGCUGGCCAUGUUGGUGGGUUGGCAGGGCACAGUGGGGAGAUCUCCCUAGGGGUGAGCUCGAGUAUGGAGAAGCCGUUGGAUGCCCGCUAUGGUGCUGCAUCAACGGCUGCUGCUGCUGCUGCUGCUGACGAUGCUGCUGCUGCUGCUGCAUAUGUUUGCUACGUUUCUCACCCCGCUCCUCACUACUUCCCACCAACUCCUCUUCAUGCUCAUGCUUCUGCCGCCGCUGCUGCCACUGCUGCUGCCGAUGCUCCUGAUGCUGCUGCCCCCUCUGCUGCAAGCGGUUCUGCUGUCGCUGCUGCUGCUGGUGUCCCCGGGGAGAUAGCACCGAAUUCGUCUUCGCUCUUAUCCAGCUCCCCCCAACCCCAACUCACUGCCACCCCAGCUGCACCCACCCCAGCUGCACCCAAUCAGCCCUUCUUAGUGGUGUCAGCUAAGCAGCCCAAGGCCCCUCCGCGCCUGGUCUGCUCCCCCCUCUCCUCCACCCGCCUGCUCCGCCCUCUACCAUCCCCAUCCGCUUCCCCUGCCCUCUCCGCACCACCAUCCCCCGCAAUUGCGAUGGAACCGCCUGGAGCUGCACCUGGGAUUUCUCCUGCUGCUGCUCGUGUAACUGAUACCUCUUCUGUUGCACCUGAUGUUUCUGCCGCCCAGUUUGCCUCUCAGAGUAUGUAUGGGGCAGCUGCACCUGGGACUGCACCGGCACCUGAGAAUCCACCUGGGAUAACCCCUGCUUUAGGUGGGCCGUGUGGGUUGUCGGGGCAGGAGAGGGGGAGGAGGAAGAGGCAGAGGACGAGGGAGGUGAUUGUAGACGUGUGUGGGGACUUGGAGGAUGUGUGUGGGGAGGUGGAGGAGGAAGAGGAGUGUGGGGAGACUGAGGAGGUGGAUGAGAGGGGAGGUGAUGCUGGUGAUGGUGGUGGUGAUGGUGGUGGUGAUGAUGGUGGUGGUGGUGGUGGUGGUGGUGGUGGUGGUGAUAGUGAUAGUGAUGCACCACGCCAUGCCACCCCCCCCUCACUUCAUGUAUUCCAUGCCAGCGGGCAUGCAUGGGUAUCCGCCACCGCCCAUGCCGCCUGGCAUGGCAGCACACUAUGCCAUGCCUGGCGCGAUAGGGCAUCACAUGCCGCAGCAGCACGCCAACAUGCCCCAGCAUCCUAA